Molecule: messenger RNA, 2223 nt
Organism: Conger conger (European conger)
Lineage: Eukaryota; Metazoa; Chordata; Actinopteri; Anguilliformes; Congridae
Gene: lmcd1
Product: LIM and cysteine-rich domains 1
Exons: 7
Coding region: 472-2223 (583 amino acids)
Molecular function (GO): zinc ion binding
Source: RefSeq, a predicted model, not a curated record
UGAGGGGAAAUCGCGCGCAUAUUUGUCAAUGGCGAGCUGUGUAAUUCAUGGCUGUCUGGCUUUUUCCCGAAACCUAGAAAAUCCUAAUAAGGCACUGAGUUAAAACAACCGGAAACAUCUUCCUUUAGAUCAGUGAGUACGAAUUUCAAAAUUAUGUGAACAUCGCAUUCUUCCAGUCUUCUAUCGCUUACCCGCCGGUGAUGUCAUGCUUUUUUUUCCGGGAGGCUGGGUGUCCCAGAUUUGUGGAGGGGCGGACGAGCUAGAAAAAAGUGCGAUUCCAUUGGAUAGACGAUUUCCUUUGGCAUAUUGUAAUUGGCUGGAAAAGUUUUUCUGGGAUUCCCACCCGACUUGAGCUUUAAAACGGUCUUUCUGAAACACUUUAUGCACUAUUACACAAACGACACCGAGCAGACUGGAGUGUGUUUGGAUAGCGACCAUACAGUCUGACUGUAAAUACAGAACUGACCUGCAAUGGAUCUUAGCACGGGAAUGCAGAAGAUGGCGGUGGAGCAGCAGCCAGCGGGAAGGGGCGCGGCGUGUCUGACAUGUAAAGGGAUCUGCUCUGGAUUCCAGCCACAUUCCUGGAGGAAGGCCUGCGUCCAGUGCAGGUGCAGCCGGGACGCCCACGCCCCGAGCUCGGACGGCGAGGACGACCGCAAGAUGGGCCGCUUGCUGGCCGACUCGCGCUACGCCCACCUGACCGCCAGGGUGAAGGGCGGGGACGGCCUGCGCGUCUACAAACGCAACCGCAUGAUCAUCACCAACCCCGUGGUCUCCCGCAAGGACCCCACCUUCAACACCAUCACCUACGACUGGGCCCCGCCCGGACUCGCUCAGAAACUGGCCAUGCUGUACAUGGAGCUCCUCCCGGAGGCACAGCGCCCCGUGUCGGGCACAGAGGGGGCCCUGUACCGCCGCAGGCUGCUGCUGAGACAGCUCCCCGUGUACGACCACGACCCCGCCCAGGGCCACGCCCUGUCCGAGCCCGAGGCCCAGGCCAUGGCCCUGUUCGUGCAGGGCUACAAGCAGGAGGUGGGCGUGGGGGAGGUGGCUCUUCCCGGGGGGGCGGGGCCCAAGGAGGAGGGGGCGAAUCAGAAGAAUGGGCGGAGCCCCCAGGAGCCGCAGGAGCCCCGCCCCACGGCCAACGGCACCCUGGGAGACUGCGGCAAAAAGAGCCAAUACCACUGUGAGCGCUGCGGGGGCCCGGCGGCCGAGGACGGGCCCGUGGUGUACGCCGAGCGGGCGGGCUACGAGCGGCUCUGGCACCCCACCUGCUUCGUGUGCGCGGAGUGCGGGGAGGCGCUGGUGGACCUGGUCUACUUCUGGAAGGACGGGGCCCUGCUCUGCGGCCGGCACUACUGCCAGCGGGAGAAACCCCGCUGCAACGGCUGUGACGAGCUCAUCUUUACUGAGGACUACAAGCAGGGGGCAGACGGUCUGGCCUGGCACAAGGACCACUACUGCUGCUGGGAGUGUGGGCGGUCCCUUAGCACCCCGUGUUCCUGUGGCAGCCGCUCCAGACCUGUGGAUCUGUCACACCUGCCUGCCUGGGCACGUGCAGAGCCUGGGAUCCACACUGUCCCAGGAGUGCUCAGCAACACGCCCGUCUCCAGCUUCAGCUGUGGAGAGACUCGGCAACACGCCCGUCUCCAGCUUCAGCCGUGGAGAGACUCGGCAACACGCCCGUCUCCAGCUUCAGCCGUGGAGAGACUCAGCAACACGCCCGUCUCCAGCUUCAGCCGUGGAGAGACUCAGCAACACGCCCGUCUCCAGCUUCAGCCGUGGAGAGACUCAGCAACACGCCCGUCUCCAGCUUCAGCCGUGGAGAGACUCAGCAACACGCCCGUCUCCAGCUUCAGCCGUGGAGAGACUCAGCAACACGCCCAUCUCCAGCUUCAGCCGUGGAGAGACUCAGCAACACGCCCGUCUCCAGCUUCAGCCGUGGAGAGACUCAGCAACACGCCCGUCUCCAGCUUCAGCCGUGGAGAGACUCAGCAACACGCCCGUCUCCAGCUUCAGCCGUGGAGAGACUCAGCAACACGCCCAUCUCCAGCUUCAGCCGUGGAGAGACUCAGCAACACGCCCAUCUCCAGCUUCAGCCGUGGAGAGACUCAGCGACACGCCCAUCUCCAGCUUCAGCCAUUCCCCUCAGCGCUCAGCUACAUGACCAUCUCCAGCCGUGGAGCGAUGCAGCCACACUGUCAGCUGCCUUUUCACACCUGA